AUGAAAUAGGCUAGAAACUCUAACUAGAAGCAAACCUCGACAGUGAUAAAAAAGAACAGAAAAAUAUCAAUAUCUCAUUUGGUCAGUCCUGAGUCCUCACCUUCUAGAGCCAUAAACAGAGAUCAUAGUAAAGUCCAAUAAUAUAAAUUAGUUAUCGAGCCUAAUGUGAGUUAGUAGAACUUUAAUAUAAUAGAUGUCAAUUAUGAUUUCUUGGAUGAAUGCAAUGUCAAUUAUAGACUCAUCAAGUCAAAGCACUCAAUAUUCAUGAGUGAUAAGAAGAGGAAUAAUAACAGCAUCAAAAUACAGAAACUUUUGGAGUCAAAUUAAUAGACCAGUGCAAAUGAGAGUGCUGAAUUUUUGAGAUAGUCGUAAACUAAACAGUUUCAAACUCAGAAGCCCAGUUUAAAUAAUUCGCCUUAACGACCUGAUUCAUCCUUUUUAUCAUCACCAUAAAAUCCAAUUCAACUUGAAAAAUCAUUGUCCAAUGCCCAUUCAUAGCUAUUAAAUGUGACUUAAUAUAGAAAGAAUUAUUAAAAUUAAAACGAAAGACUUCAUGAGCAGUCUUUACUAAACGGCAACCUAAACUUAAAUAACUAAAGGAAUCCUAGCUAAAUCCUUAUGCCAAGGGCUUCGAUGACCCCAAGUGUAAUUGAUGAAAAUAGAUCUCGCUGA
Molecule: messenger RNA, 672 nt
Organism: Stylonychia lemnae
Lineage: Eukaryota; Ciliophora; Spirotrichea; Sporadotrichida; Oxytrichidae
Source: the annotation of a GenBank genome assembly